AUGGUUACAAGGAAGCGAGAUAAUCUCGAAUACCCGGGUGACUUUAUUUCUUCUCUUACAGCUUAUGCAGUGAGCAUGUCCCUUUCAAUAUGGAUGGAUAACGUGGAUUAUGAGAAAGAUGACAUCGUGACCAGAUACUGCUCAGAAGGAACAAGAACUACUGUCAUGAUGUUGUUCCCAGCCCGCAAGGCUGCUGAAAGAUGUCGUGACUUCAUUAUCAUUGCUAUCGAGGCAGAAGCGGCGAAGGAGGGACUGGCUGGGAAUGUCAAGACAAUUGAUUUGUGUCUCGAUAGUAAGAGCUCGGUGACUCAAUCGAUAGCCAUUGCUAAGGUGUCAUCCUCAAUAUCCGCCGUUAUACUUCAGGAAGAUCUGUUCCCAAUUGCGAAACAGUAUUGGCGAUUUCGGAGACAGGAUCUGAAAGAUUCCGCCAUAGAUCAUCGUCGAACAUCCCCCGAAGCAGAGAAGAACGUCAAUACUGGAUCAAGAAAUGUUGGACUCGAUGACAAACACAAGGCCGCAACAGAGAGCCGGGAAGACACGCAUUUCCUGGAGGAGCAAUUUGGACGAAACUUAGAUCUCUCAUUUGUCGUCAACGCCAGAAUGGUGAUUCGUCGACGCCUAGCAGGUACCUUACUGUCCGUCGACGACGUUUACCUCUAUUCGUGCGGCAUGAAUGCCAUUUUCAACACGCACCGGAUGCUGCUCGCAGUUCGAGGCCCACGGGAGAGUAUCUCGUUUGGUUUCCCGUAUGUCGACACCUUGAAAGUCUUGCAGAAAUUCGGGCCUGGAUGUCUGUUCUACGGGCAUGGCUCCUUGAAUGAGCUGAACGACCUAGAAGCCCGUCUGCAGGCUGGCGAACGGCACCUGGCCUUGUUCUGCGAAUUUCCCGGGAAUCAAAUGCUGAAGAGCUACGAUCUCCAGCGCAUGCGCCAAUUGCUCCACAAGUAUGACUUCGCUGUGGUGGUGGACGAGACGAUUGGCAACUUGGUCAAUGUCCAGCUCCUUGCCCGGGCCGAAGUGGUGGUCAACAGUCUCACGAAGAUAUUCUCAGGCGACUGUAACGUGAUGGGUGGCAGCGCUAUCCUAAAUUCCGAAAGCCGGUAUUAUUUGCCACUGAAGUGGUCGUUCGAAGCGGGCGAUAACAUUUAUUGGGUCGAGGACGUUUUGUUCAUGGAGCGCAAUAGCCGGGACUUCGUGGCGCGCAUCAGGAUAAUAAACGACAAUGCUGAGGCCAUCUGCCAAGUUUUGCAAGCCCAUCCGCUAGUCAAGGACUUUGCUGUCGUUCACGUUUCACCCGAAGAACAUACGGUGGCAUCCUUUGAUCGCAUCGAGACGGCCAAAGGGCCGAGUCUCGGCACGAAGUUCACCUUGACGUCGCCUUAUGUUCUUCUCGCGUACUAUCGGGAGUUGGAGUGGGCCGCGGGGUUCGGCGUACCGGCCGAUUUGCUGCGCGUUAGUGUCGGGGUCGAGAUUGUGGAGGACCUCAAGGCUCGGUUUGCGUUUGCGCUGGAAGCGGCCGAAGCGAUCGGGUCGGGCACCGUGUGA
This is a messenger RNA of Aspergillus brunneoviolaceus CBS 621.78, 1545 nucleotides long. RefSeq names its product PLP-dependent transferase. The coding region runs from base 1 to 1545 and encodes 514 amino acids. The record is from RefSeq and is a predicted model, not a curated record. Gene Ontology annotation, molecular function: cystathionine gamma-synthase activity; pyridoxal phosphate binding. Lineage: Eukaryota; Fungi; Ascomycota; Eurotiomycetes; Eurotiales; Aspergillaceae. Gene Ontology annotation, biological process: transsulfuration. The transcript has 7 exons.